AUGUCUUGGCAUUUUCAAGCUCUUCAUAUAAUUUAUCCUAUCCUUUUCUCGGUAUCGGUUACCAUUAUUGCAUUAUUGAGCAGAUGGAUUGAUAGAACACCUGAAACGUAUCCAGCCGAUUUGUAUUAUACCUUUGUGUUGGCUGGUCUUUCUUUUUUACUUGCUACGAGCUUAUGUAUUCAAAAAUUAAUAUCAUGUAUUUAUGAAUUUCGACCCUUUAUCAUAUUUAUGGAGGGAUUGUUAAUGGUUGCCUGGUUAACUGAUGCGAUUCUUAUCGUUGUGAAAACAAGAAUGGAUAAUGAAUCAACAAUGGAUAAUGAAGCUACAAGGAUUAGAAUUGCAAUUAUGAGUCUUGCGUGGGUACAAUUCGUGAUUUUGGAUUUGAUGUUAGUGAUAAAAUUAUCGGCACAACAACGUCGUCGUCGUCAUAGUAAAUAUUCAGACACGAGAAGUCUUGGAAGUCAAAGUGAUGCAAGAGAAUUAGAAAGUGAUGAUACAAAUUACCAUGAAAAAUUGUAUGAUAAUCAACAACCACCAACAAUUCAAAGUGGAAAUGCGACUAAUGUCAAUAACGAUAAUGAUAAUGACAUUAAUGACAAAAACGGCGACAACGACAACCAAACCAAUGACACAAAAAAUAAUGACGGUGAAAUAUACGCAGAAGCUCGAUAUGAUUUCAAAGGAUCCGAUUUCUCUUUCAAAGUUGGGGACAAAGUUAGAAUCACGAAAAAGUCAAAUAAUGCAAAAGAUUGGUGGAAAGGUGAAAUCAACGGGAAAAAAGGCGAGAAAUGCCAAUGGCCAUCGGCGGGGUGCCGAGCUGCGUUGCGUCCUUCAAUGGCUUUCUUGGCCUGCGCUGCUGCGGCUUCGGUAGCCUCAGCUGACAGUGGCACUAGUCAAAAGAACUAG
Molecule: messenger RNA, 906 nt
Organism: Ambispora gerdemannii
Lineage: Eukaryota; Fungi; Glomeromycota; Glomeromycetes; Archaeosporales; Ambisporaceae
Source: the annotation of a GenBank genome assembly